AUGUCAAAAUGCUUGCAAGAAAUACGAACGAAUAAAUUCAUGCUAAUUAAGAUUGCAAAUGACGAUAAGAGCAAUAACUUUAUUCCAUUACUUUAUAUAUUCAACCAACCGCUUGUACCAAAGAAUACUGUAUGCUAUGGCAACGACACGUUAAUCAAAAUCCGUAAUGUGACAGUGAUAUGUGAUGAAACCUUCCGAAUUACGGAUAACGGAAACAUGACCAAUGAGUGGAAUAUUACGAGUUUGAAUAUGAUCGAUGACUGGAAUACUCUGAUGAACUGGAAUAUCACUAAUAAUUAUGAUAUUUGGAAUGGUUCAGUUUUGUCUUCUAUUAACUAUACAUCAGCAACAGAGGCAUCCUCAACUAAGAAAUGGAGUCGGAUAGUCCGUGUAGGAAUAGCUGGAUUUAGUAUAUUUCUUGCUGUGAUAAUUAUCAUAAGUGUUUCUUUCUUCGUCAUUGUUUGUUCAAAAUGUAUUCAACGAUUAUUGAUAAUCCAACGGAUGCCUCAUCCUCAAUAUACUAUCAUAAAAUACAUUCCUAGGGACGGUGCGAUCGAAGAUGAAACGCAAGAAUCAAGUCAGAGGAGUCCAGCAAUUCAUUGUCAGAAGAAAAUAUCGGCUUCAAAUGAUUUUUGCACAAUGACUAGAUCUCAAAUAAUGAGAUCUCUUAAAAAGACGAUUAAAUGCUGCCAGUCAAAACAACAUAUCUGA
Messenger RNA from Thelazia callipaeda (thelaziosis nematode), 711 nucleotides. NCBI's taxonomy places the organism in Eukaryota, Metazoa, Nematoda, Chromadorea, Rhabditida, Thelaziidae. The record is from the annotation of a GenBank genome assembly.